Messenger RNA from Scleropages formosus (Asian bonytongue), 1284 nucleotides. RefSeq names its product apelin receptor 2 (gene aplnr2). The transcript has a single exon. Gene Ontology annotation, molecular function: C-C chemokine binding; C-C chemokine receptor activity. NCBI's taxonomy places the organism in Eukaryota, Metazoa, Chordata, Actinopteri, Osteoglossiformes, Osteoglossidae. The record is from RefSeq and is a predicted model, not a curated record. Gene Ontology annotation, cellular component: membrane; external side of plasma membrane. Gene Ontology annotation, biological process: positive regulation of cytosolic calcium ion concentration; immune response; calcium-mediated signaling. Bases 1 to 1284 code for a protein of 427 amino acids.
AUGUCAGACAUCCCAAUGUCCUUCCCUUCUCCUUCUCCUUCCCCUUCUACCCCUCCCCUGGAAACGUGUGACUACAGCGAAUGGGGCGCCACAUGGGUGCUCAUUCCUGCCAUCUAUAUCCUGGCUUUCACCCUGGGUUCCCUGGGAAAUGGCCUGGUUCUGUGGGUGUAUCUGGAAAGACCCCACUCCAGGAGGAGUUGCAUUAAGCCACAGCUGCCGACAAUCUGUACCCACCCGGUACGUUCCGCCCCCUCCCGCUCUCUCACGGACUCGCUCAUUGCCAGCCUGGCUGCAGCUGACCUAGCCUUCGUUGUAACCCUGCCUCUGUGGGCCGCCUACACGGCACUGGGCUUCCACUGGCCUUUCGGCAAGUUCUUCUGCAAAGCCAGCAGCUACCUGGUGGCCGUCAACAUGUACGCCAGCGUCUUUUCUCUGGCUGGCCUGAGCGUGGAGCGCUACUGGGUCAUUGCAGGGCGCCUCCAAGCUCACCGGGCACGGGGCAGCCGGAGUCGGAUACUGUGGAUUGUUGGGGGAGUCUGGGUGGUGGCAAGCAUCUUGGCCCUCCCUGCUCUACUCCUGAGGACAGUGAUGGAGGUAGAAGUUGUAGCGAGGCCUGGUGAUGCUUUGGAAGAGGCAGGAGAGUCAGGGCCACCGAAGGGGAAUGCCUCCUACCGCCUUGUCUCCUGUGAGAUGGACUAUUCGAUCCUGAUCUCUACUGACUUACCAGAGGACAGGGAGUGGGCGGAGCUCUUAUGGACAGCAGCCAUGGGGAUUAAGUCCACCUUGCUGGGCUUUCUACUACCGCUGACCAUCCUGUUGCUGUGCUACUGCUCUCUGGGGCACCUGCUGUCCCAGCACUUUGGCCGGGGCCCAUGGGCUGACCGCCGUCGCCAACGGCGCCUGCUGCGCGUCAUUAUCACUCUGGUCCUGGCCUUCUUCCUCUGUUGGCUGCCUUUCCAUGUCAACAAAACCCUGUCCAUUUUGACAGAACUGGAGCUGCUGCCCUAUUCAUGUUCCUUUGACCGGGCCUUGUUGGUAGCCCACCCCUACACUACCUGCCUAGGCUACGUCAACAGUUGCCUCAACCCCCUGCUCUACGCCUGCUGUGAUGCAGGCUUCCGUCGCCGCUGUCGGGCCUUGCUAAACUCCUGCUGUAGGAAAGGUGCCAGAGACUCUGACAAUGAAGAGCCCAGCCGAAGCUCGGCAGUCCCUUCAGGGACAAACGAUGGGACAGGAAACGGGGGGAGUGAUGCAAGAGGGAACAGAGAGCACAGAUCCCAGUGA